UAAACUUCGUCGUAUUGUCGAGAUUUUCCUCCUUGUCACAACAGGUGUUCAUCAGGCUUUUGAAGCUGUCAUUUAAUAGGUGUUUUCUUGUAAGAUUGUGUCGAUUUAAAUGAUUUAUUUUGUCAAAUGACACAUCACAGACGUUGCAGCGAAAAGCCAUCGCGCCAACUGUCAGUGUCAAAAUCAAUGUUCAGAAAACGCUUUCACACUGUUUGCAUUACUUGCCAUCGGUUCAAGCGCGAAGUUAACCAAGCAUAUUUUAGCACGCGCUAGCAGACGAUCAAAACAUAAAGGUUCGCAAAGAUGGAGAGAGACUACUUGGCAGUAAGUAUCGCUAAAUUUGUUUAUAUUCAAUACACUGACCCAUAUCUAUGAAUAAAAUGUUUAGAUUUUAAUGCAAUACAAGUAUCUAUGCGUGUUUACUCAAUGUCUAAGGGCAGUAACUCGAACAAAGAUGAGGAGUGGAUCUAAGAACUGUCUGAUAUUUUGGUUUUAUCAUAAACAAACAGGAAUCAUAAAUAAACAAUUCAUUAACUUUUAAUUGACAUUCAGUCAUUAAGGUGCAUAUGGUAUUUAUUCACAGGACUCUCAAGAUGACCUAUUCGAAAACUCAGAAGUGGGGCCUCUCCCAAAUCUCUCAGAUUCUCCACAAUUAGCUCGAGUAGUUCCUGAAUCACCCCCUGCUCCUCCCACUGUUGACAUCCCUCCACAGGAUAAAAUUAUGGCAGUGUUGUCAGAAAUUUUGAAAGAACAGAAAAAGCUGACAGAGGAGGUUAACAAAUUGAGAGGAGAGGUCCAAAGGAUUAAGAACAAAGAAGCACUCUCAAUGACCAAAGUGUCAGUAGAAGGGUCAACUAUUGAGAAGGAGUAUAUAAAUUUCCUAAAAGCCAAAUUCAGCGUAUUUCUGUGGAUCAAUUUCCAAGAUCAAGAAAUACAGGGAAUGCUGAAGGACUUUACCAGUAAAGCAGGUUGGGCAGAAAGAAGUCAUGUCCUGGGGGUUUUGUCGAGCUUUGGCUCGACAAAAUUUACUUAUUACAGGAACCAGACAACAGCAAAGUUAAUGGGCAACAAGGAGAUUGAUGUGGAGGGACUUUCUUUAAAGUCCCUCCACAACUACCUGUGGAAGUGUUUUUUGCCACCAGCAAUUCCACUUGUGGACAUAGAGAGGGAACGCUUGACCUUAUUGCUGAGAUCUUUCUGCGCAUCACAGAAAUUGUUCCGUAAAGGAGGAACAAGUGGCUUUGCUUUCUGGGCUGAAUUCCAUAAGUUUGUGGACACCGUCAACAAGGAUGGUAGACUGGACAAGUGGGAGAAAUUGGAGGAAAAGAAGGAGAGAAGAAUUGAGAAAUAUUUAUCAUAACUUUUUAAAUUAAGAUUUUAUAAAUUCAAGUUAUUGUUUAUUGUAUAUUUGUGUAUUUCUUCUUUAAAAUCAUGUGCAGUUAUUGAUUUACUUGUUACUUUUAAAUAUGAUAUGUUUUUAUAUGUGUAUCAAAGGAACUGAAAUUUAGCACAAAAUAUAAGUAUCGACAAGUGCUAA
Messenger RNA from Ostrea edulis (European flat oyster), 1537 nucleotides. RefSeq lists its product as uncharacterized. Lineage: Eukaryota; Metazoa; Mollusca; Bivalvia; Ostreida; Ostreidae. The coding region runs from base 722 to 1360 and encodes 212 amino acids. The transcript has 6 exons. The record is from RefSeq and is a predicted model, not a curated record.